This is a messenger RNA of Seminavis robusta, 1399 nucleotides long. Lineage: Eukaryota; Bacillariophyta; Bacillariophyceae; Naviculales; Naviculaceae. The record is from the annotation of a GenBank genome assembly.
ACACACACACACACACACACACAAGAUAAAGUUCAAAAGGCCCUCAGCUUGCUAGCUGGUAGUUGAGGGCAAUGGACGAUCGACGAUGCAACAGAUCCAUUUACUCAAAAGAUUUCUCUUCUUUGGGCUGGACAAGUCAUGAAGCUCGUUUCCUUGCCGCAAGGCCUUGUUGUGGCUGUCUUAUCUCAGUUGGGGCCCAAAGACAUUGGGAAAGCGGCCGCUGUCUCGCGAAAGCUGGAGGCAGCGGCGAACGAUGAGUCUCUUUGGGAGACCUUGGCCAGACGUUACUAUGGAUCUCGCGUAGCUCGCUCCACACGCUCCAUGUAUGGCAGUUACAAAGAUAUGGUCCGGGAUGACAAUCGUCGUGGGGCAUUACCGACUCUCCAUGGUCUCUGGAAAAGCCCUUGUCACAACAAUAGCCCGACGUCCUUCUACUGCUGUUUGGUAGUCUGCAUAAAGUGGCACCGUCCUAGCAAUAUGUUAUGGCUCUACCUUGACGCACGCGGUGAAUCUGACUUGAGACACCCCGGGACGAGUGCACUGUGGUUUCGCGAGCUAGGAACCAACAAAAAUGUACCGUUGCUCGGGGCUCGGAACGCAUUCGCAGGAACUCCCAGUAAUGUGCAGCAAUAUGACUUUGUUCCGGACCCAAACGCUGUCGGUCGAAACGAUCGCUUCAAGGGUGUAUUGCAGAUCGAUGCCAGUCUAUUUUCCCGAGCAGGGUCUUACGAGUUUUGCUAUGCCAAUGCUAUUCUUCACCGCGACUAUCAAGAAUGCUCUCUUUUUACAGUUGAUCGGGAGCAAGACCUGAUGGACGUUUUCACUUCCUUCUCCUUGGAGAACGAGUCGCCUUUUGCCUCGGAAACAGAAGCUGCUUGGAACGAGCGUUGGAGGCCCCACCUAACCUUGGCUGUAGAAGCCCCGGCGAAUAGACUGGGGCCCUGGCCAGAACGUAUUGGGAUGACAGGCGACGAGGCUGCAAGCUACAUCCGAUCUCAAAAUCCUGAUCUAAAAGUUUCUGCCAUCCCCCCUGACGUCAGUGUUAAGCGCGACCAUCGUAGUGGUCGGGUUAGGUUUAGGGUAGACCAUCGUGGCAUUGUUGAGCGAGCUCCAAAGAGAGGUUGAUUGGACACCAUACCGUAGGCAACGGCAUCUCGUUCAAGACCUUUGAGGGGCGUAAAGGCAGCCGAAACAAAGGAGAAAGCACACAACAGUUUUGUUGCUGGAGGGAAAUCAUACAAGGUAGAUUCAUGAUCAAUUGGUACGUCGAGCAGUUCCUAAGCCAGUAAUCUUCUUGGAUCCUACCAAGAAACAAAUACAAAUUACUUAGCUUUCUGGAAAUAUCAAAAGGCAAGCUGAGAAUCGCAUUCCUCUGCAAAUUUGGGAACAAUUCUGCCCA